AUGGUGCUAAAAUUUGGGUGUACAAGUCGUGCUAAUGACAACAAUUAUCAGGAGGAAUUGUCAACACCAGUCACAACACCAACUAUUAAGAGCUCUUCCUCUGAGAAUUAUCAAACACCAUUUGAAGAAUUUUUGGUGAGUGAUGGUGAGUUUGUUGCAUCUGUUGAUAUUCAGUCUGAUACAGCACCACAAGUACUUGCUACUCCUGAAGUCAUUUCUACAUCCAAUCUUCCUGUGUCAUAUGCAGCACAAGAAUCGACAGAUGCUAUACAAGAAUCGACAACCAUCACACUUCACAGAUCCAAUCUUAGAAAGGAGCUUAUGUUGAUAUUUCUUGAUGAGGGCAUCUUGAAUAAGUUUGUAGUUGUAAAGAUGUUCAAUGAUCAUGGUAAUGAAGAGAAAGGUGAUGGUGAUGGAGUUUUUCGUGAUGCUCUUUCCCUUUUCUGGCAGGACGAUACAUUAGCUUGA
Xenia sp. Carnegie-2017 is the source of this 468-nucleotide messenger RNA. RefSeq lists its product as uncharacterized. The transcript is spliced from 3 exons. Bases 1 to 468 code for a protein of 155 amino acids. Lineage: Eukaryota; Metazoa; Cnidaria; Anthozoa; Malacalcyonacea; Xeniidae. The record is from RefSeq and is a predicted model, not a curated record.